AUGGAGAAUCCACACGAACAGGUCCAGAAUGCGUUGUUGUCACGUAUUAUCAGCAAUAUGGUGAGUAUAAUUAUUAGGAAUAUCUAUCAAUGAAGUUGUAUACUGACUGUUUUAUAGGAAAACUUGAAUGAAUCGAUUGUCACAAUGAAUAAGUCAUUACAAGACAUAAAUAGAGGAAAUAUGGACACAGAGAUGGUAGCACAGAUGUGGGAGAACUAUUCCAAGAACUCUGAAUUCAAUUUGGAAGCCACGGGACAGAAAAAAGACCCUAUAUGA
Debaryomyces tyrocola is the source of this 276-nucleotide messenger RNA. The record is from the annotation of a GenBank genome assembly. Lineage: Eukaryota; Fungi; Ascomycota; Pichiomycetes; Serinales; Debaryomycetaceae.